Trichomonas vaginalis G3 is the source of this 666-nucleotide messenger RNA. RefSeq lists its product as uncharacterized. The record is from RefSeq and is a predicted model, not a curated record. Lineage: Eukaryota; Parabasalia; Trichomonadida; Trichomonadidae. The transcript has a single exon. Bases 1 to 666 code for a protein of 221 amino acids.
AUGGCUGAUUCAAGAGUUCGCAAGAAUGCAUCAGAACCAAUCAAUACAUACUCAUUCAUUCGUGGAAGUUAUGAUUCAACAUUAACUAGAACAGUGAAUGAUAUAUUAAAUGAUUUGAAUAUUAAGGUAAGAGUUGAACAGAAGAACGAAGAAAUAAAGAGUAUAAUGAAUGAAAACAAAGAUGUAAACAUUGACGAUAAACUAGCUCAAAGCAUAGUUGAUGGCAUCUGUGAUUUUGAAGUACAUAAUGACGGUGGAAACAUGAAUUUAGAAAAAGAAAUAACCUUAUUCACACUGUUUCAAGCAAUUAAUUCGUUACCGGAUCAUUUGAUUAAUGAAGCAUACGAUAACGUUUAUAACUUCUGCAGCUUAACAGAAAAUGCAAAAAGUAAUUUUGAAAAAGCACGUAGUAGAUAUGCACAUUUAAUGACUUCUCCAUUUGUUUUAGUGAAGAUUCUGAAACUUUAUCAAAAGGAAUAUUAUGAUGAAUAUGUUUUACCUUUAUUACGUAAGCCAAAAAUAACAUUUGAUAUAAAACUUGAUGACUCGUUUUUGAUAACAGAUAUUAGACGCAAGGCUGAAAAUCAUCAGUAUAAAAACAGUUCUGAAGUAAUUGUGGAAAUAAAUAUUUCAUUCAAAAGGACUAUAAUAUCCACGACAAAAUGA